Molecule: messenger RNA, 6616 nt
Organism: Sarcophilus harrisii (Tasmanian devil)
Lineage: Eukaryota; Metazoa; Chordata; Mammalia; Dasyuromorphia; Dasyuridae
Product: zinc finger protein 883
Exons: 5
Coding region: 295-2115 (606 amino acids)
Biological process (GO): regulation of transcription by RNA polymerase II
Molecular function (GO): RNA polymerase II cis-regulatory region sequence-specific DNA binding; DNA-binding transcription factor activity, RNA polymerase II-specific
Source: RefSeq, a predicted model, not a curated record
UCGACCCAUGCGCAAAGGGCUCCGCGAACUACAUUUCCCAGAAAGCCGUGUAGCUCCAGGGACUCUGGCUCUGCCUGUGGCGUGACGUCAUUUCCGCCGCCGCCGCCGCCGCCUGGGCUCUUGCUAGUCGCGGCCGCCAGAGCGCUGCCCCGUCCUGAACCGUGUCGGUUCCGAGCCCCUGGUCUCGGACCGGGGACGUCCUGGUGCCCGGUGCUGACCUGCCCCUCCCCCCCCCCCCAGGAGGUCCCGGGCCGGCGCCGCCCUCCCCGGCAGAAGGAGCCCCCGCAGGAGGAGAUGGCCCCCGUGUUCCUGGCGGACGGCGCCUCCCGGGGCUCUGUGACCUUUGGGGACGUGGCCGUGGACUUCUCCCGGGAGGAAUGGGGGCACCUGGACCCCGCCCAGAAGGAGCUGUACCGGGAGGUGAUGCUGGAGAACUACCGGAACCUGGUGGGCCUGGGACUCGCAGUUUCCAAACCCCGUGUGAUUGAGCAGUUGGAGCGAGGGGAAGCGCCUUGGACGUCAUGGGGAGGGGUCCCAAGCAGCUGCGGUCCAGAUUGGGAGACUAGAUUUGAAAGCAUGGCUUCAUCUUUAAAGUUGGAUCUCUCCAGGGAAAAUUCCUUCCAGGAAAGAGUCAGGAGGGAUGGGGCUGCUGCUUUCAGAUUGAGAAAAGCCUUCAGUUUUGAUGCCAGGUCAGAAAAGCAACACAACAAUGAAGAGUCUCUUCAGCAAACAGAAUUCAUCCAGAACAAACUUCCCCACGAAGUACAAAGGCAUGAAUGUAAUAAAUAUGGCAAAAACUUCAGUCUAGGACCAGUUAUUUUUCCACAACAGAGCAUAAGUAUAGGAAGCAGUCUACAUCAAUGUGAAAUGAAUCAAAAGAGCUUUAGCCUGUAUUCAGACAUUAGGAAUUAUAACCAAAUCUGUGUUAGACAAGUAUUUUCUAAGUAUAAUGAGUUUCAGAAUUCCUUUAGUUACAAUUCAAACCUUACUGAGAAUUGUGUGAUGAAUUCUACAGGGAAACCUCAUGAAUUUAAUGAAUGUAGCACUUUAUUCCUGAGCUCACAGCUUACACAAUUUCAAAGAAUUCAUUCUGGAUGGGAACCUUAUGAAUCUAAUGAAUGUGGGACUGCCUUCAGCAAGAGCUCAGAGCUUUUUGAGCAUCAAUCAGUUCAAACUGGAGAGCAGCCCUUCAGAGUUACUGAAUAUGAGAAAGUCCUCUUGCCAAAUACAAAUCAUACUGAACAUCAGUUAGUUCAAGCUGGAGAGAUAUCUUGCAAAUGUAAACAGUGUAGCAAAGCAUUUUUCCUGAACUCCCAACUUGGCGUACAUCAGAGGACGCACACUGGAGAGAAACGUUAUAAGUGUAAUGAAUGCGGGAAAGUCUUCCGCCAGAAAGCAAAACUUAACAUACAUAUAAGAAUUCACACUGGAGAAAAACCUUUUGAAUGCAAUGAAUGUGGAAAGGCCUUCCGGGAGAGCUCAGAUCUUACUCUGCACCAGAGAAUCCACACUGGGGAGAAACCUUAUAAAUGUAGUGAAUGUGGGAGGGCCUUCAGGAGGAGCAAAAACCUGACUCUGCAUUGGAGAAUUCACACUGGAGAGAGACCUUUUGAAUGCGGUGAAUGUGGAAAAGCUUUCCGCCAGAGCUCAGAUCUCUCCCAACACCAGAGAAUCCACACUGGGGAGAAACCUUACGAAUGUAAGGAGUGUGGAAAUGUCUUCCGCCAGAGCUCACACCUUAUUCUGCACCAGAGAAUCCACACUGGAGAGAAACCCUAUGAGUGUAGUGAGUGUGGGAAGGCCUUCCGCCUGGGCUCACAGCGUAACGUCCACCAGAGAAUCCACACUGGAGAGAAGCCCUAUGAGUGCAAUGAAUGUGGGAAGGCCUUCCGCAAGAGUUCAUACCUUACUCAACACCAGAGGAUUCACACUGGAGAAAAGCCUUACAAAUGCAAUGAAUGUGGGAAGUCCUUCAAUCGGCGUAGAAACCUCACUUUCCACCAGAGAAUUCACACAGGCGAGAAACCAUAUGAAUGUAAUGAAUGUGGAAAGACCUUUAGCUCAAACAGAAAUCUUACUCUCCAUCAGAAAAUUCAUACUGGGAGGACAACGUAAAAAUGUAUUGAUUGUGAGACAGACCUCCAUCACAGGUCAGACUUUAUUGAUGAUCAAGAGAACUUAGGGUGGGCAACAACUUUAGCAGCAGAGUGAAGGUUGGAAGCUCUUCCACCAGAGCACAAAGCUUCCUAAAUCUCAGUUCAUGCUGGCUUGAAACUAUAUAAAUCUCAUAAAUAUGAGAAGCAUUCCCUAGUCACAAGCCAGUGUGCCCCUUUCAGAAUAGAAUUUCUCAUGAAUGGAAUGCCGGGAAGUUCUGUCUCAGAAUUCGUGUUGUAGAAGAUCCUUAUGAAUGUGAAAAGGUCGGCAGCCGAAGCCGAAUCCUUAUACAUCCUCUGUAGGAAAUUCACACUGGAGAAUCGGCAAGCAUUUAUUACAAUAUGCCAGAUACUGUGCUAGGAGUAGAAAUACAAAACAAAACAAAACAUAAAGUUCCUCCCUUCAAGGAGUGUACAUUUUAUUUGGGGAGACAACACAUAGAUAACUUUUAUAUUUAACAAAACAAAAAAAUAAGAAAGUGAGCAACUGUGGGGAGGGGGGAAUGGAAGGGGAAAGAAAGGGAUGAAUAGGAGUGGUGAAGGCCUCGUGAACAAAGCAGCAUUUUGAGCCGAGUCCUGAAGCAGGACACAGGCCCUGAGAUGAAGGGAGAUAUGGAGGGUGGUGGUCUAAGUAUGUGGGACAGCAGCUACUGCAGUGAGUGCAAAUGGGAGAUGGAGCUUUAUAAGAGGGAAUUAGCACUUAGGCCAGUGUGUCUGGACUAUGGGAUAUAUAAAAGGUGGAAUGAGUAAGAAGGCUGGAAAGGUAGGAAGAAGCCAGGUUAUGUUCAGAGGAAUUGAUAUCCUAGAUGUGAUAAGAAUCCAUUAAGAGUAUUGAGCAGGGGAUGGGAGGCCCGAUGGGUGGGAGUGCCAUGGCCAGCAUUGUUCUUUAAGGAAAUCAUAUUGAUAACAGUUUGGAGGAUGAAUGGGACUAGGAAGGGACUUCAGGAGGGAUGCCAGUCAUGAGGCAAUAGCAGUAGUUAGGGUGAGAGCUUGGCACUUGCUUGAACUUGAUUAUACUUCUUAAGAUGGAGAGAAGGCUGUGUACAAGAGCUGAUGUAGACUCAGGAAAGACAGGAUUUGGCAACUCAACAAAUAUAUGGAGAGUGAGAAAAAAUGCCUUCUAAGAUUGAAUCUUAAUGCCGAAAAAAUUUGGUGCCCCCAGCAGUAAUAGGGAGGUUUGGGGUAUAUGGAGUAAGUCUAGUUUCAAGUAUCAAAUAGGCAGUCAGUGCAUGUGGUUCUAGAAUUUAAGACAAAUGGGGUCUGAUGUGAAGCUGCUCAGAAGAUAACUGAGCCCAGGGGAAUUAUUGAGAUUAUCAAGUCUGAGUAUGGAGCAGACCCUCAGACUCCUUACCUUAAACCCACAGUUAGUGGGCUUGAAGUGGGUGAUGGUACAAUGAAGCAAACAGAACCAGUCAGAGGAUUAGCAGGAAGUAGUGUCAUGAAAAUUUAAAGAAGCAAAUUUCAAGGAGCCACUUAAGAAAUAUCAAAGAGUACACAGAAGUCCAAAGGGAUGAAGACUCGGAAAGAGCCUUAGGAUUUGACAGGUUAGAAAUCAUUGGUAACUUUGGAAAGAAGUUUCAUUUAAAUAAUAAGCUACAUUGCAGAAGACUUUAAAAAGAGUGAAAAUAGACACAAGUGUAGAUAUUCUUGCCAUGGAGUAAAUACACAAAGUAGACGCUUUAUCAAGGACUUUAGCCUCCAAGGGAAGAGCUAAUCUAGGGUGACAGCAGGAGCGGUAGAAUCCAGAGAGAUUUUUAAGGAUGAGGAAGACUGGUGUGUUUAUAAGCUGCAGAAUAAAUAGGGAGAAACUGAGGGAGUGGUAGAUCAGUCUAGGAAAAAAAUGGGAGGAAAGAUUGAAGGGAACCCACAGCAGUGUCUGCCUUGGCAAGGAGAUUGGUUAUGUCUUCAAGAUUACAAAGGGAGGAGAUAGUGGGAGAUAAUAGCAGUGAAUUGUGAUUUUAAAUAAUAGAACUCAUUUGGUGAAUCUUUUUAGGUUGAGACAAGGCUCUCAACUGUGGAUCUUGGAGUGCCAUAGUAUAACUAUUGUUGGGAGUAGGAGAGAAAAUAGUUUAGAGGACUAGAAAGACAACCUUGGUGCUGUGAGAGCUCAGUUAAGAUUAGACAAAAAUUUAGUAACGAUUUCAGUCAACAUGAUUUCUUGAUGUCUUUAAGCUCUGUUGAUCUGUAUUUGUGUACAGACCAGAGAAAGUGGGUUAUUAUUGGUAGGUAAGAUAUGGGUACUGGGAGUUCAAGAAUAAUGGAUUGUAUAAACCUAAUCAAUUCACCAAUGGACUGAGAUAUGGAAGGAAGGAAAGUGUCAUCAGAGCAGGAGUUAGGGCCUGGGAAACUGGAGGGGUAGAAAGAAGAGGGUUCAGAGAGUAACACAGAGAGAGGGAUGGAGCAGUAAAAGGUGGUAUAAAGAAACAUCAACAUGCAAGAACAACCCUUAUUAUAGAGCAGCAGUAUGACAGCAGAUACCGACCAGAUCUGUGGGUGACUGAGGAGCCGGGGAGCCGGUCCUUGUGUCUGAGAAGACCAGUGGACUGGCCAGGGGGUAUUGAAGGGAACAUCAACGUGUAUUUUGAAGUUCCCUAGUGUGGGGUCCAGAGGAGAAUGAUCCAAGCACUGAACUCUUUAAGAAAAAAAGUAGAUUAGACACCCCCAGGAUAUGAGCUGAAUGAGAAUUUGGGAUAGAAUAGAAGAAGGUGAGUGAUGGUAAAAAGAAAGUCUGAGAGGGUUGGUACUGCCUGAGGGAUAAGUGAUGCAACUCCCCAGGCUGGAGGGGGCUGCAGGGGAAUGUGACCCCGGUACUGGCGAGGGGUAGAGGAUGGAGGAGAUGUGAAAUAAAAGUAAGUGCUGCCUGCAGAACAGAUGGCACAGCGGGAGCGACUGCCACGUGGAGGAGGAGGAGACUGCAUGGAACCCCAGAUGGGAGACAGAAAGCCCUGGUGUCCUGUGACCCUAAACAAGCCAUUUCAUCUCCUAGUACUUGGGUUCUCAUCAUCAGAUGGAAGAACAGGACCCCCAGGGAGGAGCAGCUGAAAUGUUCAGCCCUGUGCAAAUGCUAUGACUGGGUACGAGUGGAUGAACUUCAGGGGAUGGGCAUGGGGAUUGGGGGGAGUUCUUUGGCAGUCAGGUUCGCUGUCACUGCUGAGUGCCUAAGACAAAGGCAAGGGCGCUCACCAUAGGGGAAUCGGUGCAGGCAGAAUGGGUGCCAGGAAGUGUGUCGCAGAAAAUUAGAAAAUCAAAAGACACUCCACAACCCAGGACUUCAGCCACCUGGCAUUGCUCUGUGCCAGGCACUGUGCCGAAGGGCAAAGAUGUUCCCAAGGCACAUACAGGGGUCCCAAAAGUCCUAGUUCGGUUCUGUGAAAAGCCUAGAAGUGCACUAGAGAGAGUGGGGAGAAAGGACAUAGAGUUGGAAGAACAUCAGGAGGGGCAGGGCUAGAUCACAGAGUCGGGCCAGCAAGCGCUGUGCUGAGAUCUGGAAAUCCAAAUAAAAAACCAGGUUAUGAUAGUCCCUGCUCUCCAGGAGCUCACCCAAUGGGGACCACAACCAAAUAACUAGGGACAUAAAAGAUACAAAGGGGGCAAAUGGAAGGUAACCUAGAGAGAAGGGGGCUAGCCACGGGAGCACUGAAAGAUGCCCCUGAAGAUGAGAUUGGGCUUGAGAAUUCAAGGAAGCUACAGAGGCUGGAGAACAUUACAGAUGGGGGUGGAAUGACGUAGAGUUGGGGGGGGGGCACUGACCCAGGCUGAGGUAGCUGCGACAGAGUGGGGAGCGGCGUGGAUGGAGACUGGAAGGAGGAGAGUUCCAAGCUGUGAAGAGGUUUUUCACAUUGGUUUUCAGGAAGUCCGUGAAGUUUUUAAAAGUGAAAUAGGGUUUGUGUUGGGUCCAGGAGUCAGUAGAAUUUAUUGAGUGGGGGUGGGAGGAAAUGACCAGGUUAGACCCUCAGCUCAGGGAUGUCACUUUGGUUACUGAAUGGAGAAUGGACUGGAGCUGGAGCAAGCAGCUAACCAGGACCAGAACCAGGGUGUUGGCAGUCAGAGGGAAAAGGAGGUUCAUGGGAAAGGCAGUAGGAAAAGUGUAUCUUCUGGGAGAAAGGACAGUGCCCAGAUAACUAGGAGGGUUUGUGUUCUUGUAGGUAAUGAGGCUGUUUCGGGGAAGAGUUAAUGGACAUGUUGAGUUUAAGGUGUCCAUGGGAGGUCCAACUGGACUUGUCCAUUAGGCAGUUGGUGUUGCUAACUGAUCUAGAGGUCAGGAAAGGUUGGCAGUGGAUAAAUCUGAGAAUUGCUGCAUAGUGAUGGCAUUGACCUCAUGGGAGUUAAUGUGGUCCCCGAGCUAGAUGGUAUAGAGAAGAAAAGGGGGCCCAGGACAGACACCCACCUUUGGGUGGUAUGAUGUAGACGUGAAGAUCUAGCAGAGGAUCAGCCAGGGCUGGGGGUGGGAAAAAAAAAAAAAA